AUGAGACGAUUGGACUGCGUGUUGCAGAGCAAUGGCAAGUCUGGUGCCCUAUGUGUGUACAGACUCCGUGAUGGGUAUUCUCCACCUAUCCUGUACGAGUGCGAGUCGGGGGAUUUCAUCGACGAAUGUGGUUGCAUUACAAAGACCAGCAAUGGCUGCAGCUGCUCUGUAAACGGAGCUUCAUCUAAUGUGACUGUCGUCAAUGGCCAAUUCACCUGUGUUCCAGAUGACUCGGAGUCUAUGAAAUCUGGCGUACCAAUCGGCAUCCCUAUUGGAGUGACUCUGACCUUAAUAGUUCUGUUGGUGGUGCUGGUUGCUGGUCUCAUUUGGUGGAGAAGAAGGGAGAAGAGAAACAAUGAGGGAAAUGACAUGCCGCCGACAGAAAACACACAUGUGAUUGGGUCAGACACAUUUAAUGUCAAUCCAACAUUCGGAUUGGAUGAGGAUCAUCACGUGACUGAAGAUAUCUUGAAACCCGUGGCAGUGGUUGGCCCGAGACCCUUGAAGUCGGAUCCUAACAAUGUCCUUGCCGAAAUAAAGCCAAAUGAUCGGUCAGCCAGUGCAGCGGGAACCAGCGAAGGUGAGAGCUACGCCACCAUCCAAUCUGCUGGCUACACUCCAUACAAUCCCAAGGGACAGAAGGAUGUCUACACUGCCCUGCAGGGUACCAAGAACAGCAACGAAGACGGCAAUGCUCCCAUCCCGUCUACGGGGUACACAGCGUACAAGCCAAAGCGUGGCAAUGACGUGUACACAGACCUCAAGAAAACUGGGAACGAUGAUGAUGACGAUCCAGCGGUGUAUACACCGAUCCUAAACAACGGCCCUAAACAAGACAAAGAUGACCCUGAGAACGAGUACGUGGAUCCAGAGAACGUGACUGUAGCAGCAUCUGGUCAGUGGAAUGGUGCUAAGGGAGUCAAGGCACCAGUCCUUUUAUCCAAGCCCAAUAACCUGACGAAGGACAGCGGCUAUGUGGAUGUUGAUGCUCCUUCUGUUGUCUUCACUGAUGGAAGUAAGCCAUCGGCACGCACCAAGAAACCCUCUGGUGGUAGUGGGUACGUCAGUGUUGAUAGCCCCUCGGCAAGCUUCCAUAACAACCAAGAUGAGAACCCAGAAAACAACUACUACUUCAAACUAGAGGAGCCCACUGCAGAUGAUGAAGAUGACUACAGUCUGGCAAGUGCGCCUGGAGUAAACGACUACGACACCUUCAAUCGAGCUGGAGGUAAACGCCCUAGUGCGAAUUCCCCAACCGAUGACGGCGUCUACAACCUCACAAGUGUUCCAGAAGACAACGAAUAUAACACCUUCAAUCGUCCAGGUGUUCGGCGUCCAAGUAAUAAUGCUCCUACUGAUGAUGGCCUCUACAGCCUCACAAACCCGCCAGGCGAUGACGAAUACAGCACCUUCGAUCGGCUUGGUAAUCGAGGCCCAAGUGCGAAUGCCCCUUCCGAUGAAGGCGUCUACAGCCUCACAGGCCCGCCUGAAGGCGAUGUGUAUUCCACUUCCAACCGUGUCGGCAAGAAACCAACGCCAGGGGCACCAGCCAUAAAUAACGAGAGUGAGUACUCUACUUUGGACUGAGACUAUAAAUCAGGCAUUUCCCCAGUGGCGUAACUAGGGUUAAACUUGGGAUCACCUGGGGUGCACAAUGUUUUCAAGGGGCACUGAAGCAAGGCAACAGUGUUGUAGUCCAGUCCAGCACAAGUCCUUUCCCAAGUCCAGUCACAGUUCCAGUCACAAAUCUGUUCAUGCAUCCAGUCAGAAGUAUAACGGGAUGAACAAUGACAAA
This is a messenger RNA of Patiria miniata (bat star), 1795 nucleotides long. RefSeq lists its product as uncharacterized. Lineage: Eukaryota; Metazoa; Echinodermata; Asteroidea; Valvatida; Asterinidae. The coding region runs from base 1 to 1587 and encodes 528 amino acids. The transcript has 6 exons. The record is from RefSeq and is a predicted model, not a curated record.